Solanum stenotomum is the source of this 2323-nucleotide messenger RNA. Its product is annotated as F-box/kelch-repeat protein At5g42350-like. The record is from RefSeq and is a predicted model, not a curated record. The transcript has 2 exons. Lineage: Eukaryota; Viridiplantae; Streptophyta; Magnoliopsida; Solanales; Solanaceae. Gene Ontology annotation, molecular function: protein binding. Gene Ontology annotation, cellular component: SCF ubiquitin ligase complex. Bases 351 to 2090 code for a protein of 579 amino acids.
AAAAAAGUAUACUGCUUCAUCUUCAUCUACUGGGAAUGAUAAUUAGGUUCUUACCUAUUUUGAUUACAAUUUGUGGGGUUUCCUUUUUAACAUUCUUUCACAUGAGGACCAUUUCAUCUUUUUGUUGUUGAUCCAUUCUUGCUUCACUCAGCUUAAAGAUGCUUUCUUUUUUGAUAUGACAACAAGAUCUCAUUUGGAGUUCUGAUUUUUCUUCUUUAUCUGAGAAAAAAAAUGAAUCUUGAUUCUUGAUUGUGGAUCCAAAUGGUCUAUGGAGCUCAAAUGACUUGAUUAAAGAGGUUUGCUAACAUGGUUUCUGUCCCUUUUCCUUUUUCUCCAUUUGGGAUAAUAAGAUGACAUCAGAAAGAUUAACAGGAGAAGAAUCUCUUCAACAAGAUCUGGAGUCUUUAAGCGUGUCUAAAAGGUUAGUCAGAAGUGUGAGCCAAAAGUUGAAAAAGAAGAACCAUAGAAGUGGAGGAGAAGAAGAGGAUGACAGCAAGGGUAUUUCCUUGAGAUGUCUAACGCUAUAUGGCAGAGGGGGUGGUUGCAAAGUGGGUGCUGACACUGGUGACGACCUAGGGGAUUCAUGCGGUAGAAGAAGAUCAAAUGCAAGUGAGGAAGGCAAAGGGUACAACCCGAUAUGUGGAAAUGAAGAAACAUCAGUAGAUUGCUUCUCUUAUGGGAUGAGGGAAAAAUUCUGGAGGAGGUCUAAUAGGAAAUCUCUGGAGCUUGAAGCAGCACUCCAGAACAAAAGCAUGAAUGUGUUUUUGCCAGAUGAUAUCCUCGAAAUGUGCUUAUUGAGGCUUCCAUUUAUAAGUCUUGUGAAUGCUAGGAUGGUCUGCAAGAAAUGGAGAAACUUGACAAUGACACCUCGUUUCUGGCGAAUGAGGCAGGAAGGUUCAUUCCAGAGUCCAUGGUUGUUUCUUUUUGGGGUUGUAAAAGAUGGCUGUUGUUCCGCAGAAAUACAUGCAUUUGAUGUUUCCUUCAACCAAUGGCACAAAAUGAAUUCUGAAGUUCUGAAAGGGAGGUUUUUAUUCUCUGUUGCUGGUAUCCAUGAUGAUGUUUACGUUGUUGGAGGUUGUUCUAGCCUUGCUAACUUUGGGAAGGUUGAUAAGAGCUCAUUCAAGACACAUAAAAGUGUGCUCGUUUUUAGUCCCUUGAUGAGAACGUGGCGUAAAGCUGCACCGAUGAAGCAUGCAAGAUCAUCCCCUAUUUUAGGAACUUAUGAGAUCAGUUCAGAUUGUUUAAUUAUUAGGAAUCAACAAACUCGAGGAGACAAAAGAUUUUACCGUCCAAGAGUUGGUGGUGUAUCUGAUGUUUAUGAAGAUCCUCAUAGACUUUCAGUGAGACGCCAAUUUCGACAUUCUCUGGAUGAGAACGAAGUUACAUUCUUUCCCAAUGUGAAACCAUACAAGUUUGUCAAACAAAAAAGCGAACAUUCAAAUAAAGAUCAAAGACGCUUUCUCUUGAUUGCUGUAGGAGGUCUUGGGUGCUGGGAUGAGCCUCUGGAUUCUGGGGAAAUUUAUGAUUCCAUGUCAAAUAAAUGGACAGAGAUCCAGAGGCUUCCUGUAGAUUUCGGAAUAGCUUGUUCAGGGGUUGUGUGCAAUGGGUUGUUUUAUGUUUAUUCAGAAACUGAUAAGCUAGCUGCAUAUGAUGUUGAGAAGGGCUAUUGGGUUAGAAUCCAAACUAGUCCAUUCCCUCCCCGAGUUCAUGAAUACCACCCUAAACUUAUAUGCUGCAAUAGUCGGCUAUUCAUGCUCUCCGUCUCCUGGUGUGAAGGGGAAGGUCAGAUUGGCAGGAGAAACAAAGCAGUAAGGAAGCUCUGGGAGCUAGAUCUUAUGCCUCUCACUUGGAGAGAAGUUUCAAUCCAUCCAGAUGCCCCAAUGGAUUGGAAUGCUGCAUUUAUAGCUGAUAAAAACUCUAUAUUUGGAGUCGAAAUGUUCAAAAUAUUCGGGCAGGUGCUAGACUUCUUGACUGUUGGAGAUGUAACCGAUGCUGGAAUAAACUGGAGCCAUAUCUCAAGGAACCGUCUUGCGCAAGAAUUGGAUGCUGCUUCUUGCUUGACGAAAUCCAUGGCAGUACUGCAUUUGUAACUGAUCAAGAACUCCAACUAGUCACAAUAUAUGUGCAAUCAUUUUUCUCUCCUAUAUUCUUUUGUUGUGGACAGUCUUUAGCAUUUGGUUGGACGUUUGAUGCUGUUUAACUUAAAUCUAUAUUCUUGUUUAUUUCAUUGUUAUUCCCAUUUGUUCUAUUGAUGUCAUGCAGGCCAUUCAAUUGUUCUGUAAUUUGUCUUUUGAGCAGUGAAAUAAUGAACUCUGGUUUUUAA